AUGAAAAAGUCGUGGCAUCCGCUCCUGAUGAAGAAUCAGGAGCGGGUGUGGCUCGAGGAGAAGAAAGCACUCGAGGAGAAAAAGAAACUCGACCAACUUCGGAAGGAGCUUGAGGAAGAACGUCAACUUCAAGAGCUACAACGACUUCAAGAGGCUCAAACGGGGAAAAAGAAAGUCGAAAAAUUAGAGUGGAUGUACGCAACGCCGGCAACUGGAGGAGGACCAAGCGCAAACGAGUUGGAAGACUAUUUGUUGGGAAAGAAGCGUGUGGAUCAGAUGUUGAAGGGUGACGAGUCUAGCAAGGUCGGUGCAUCACACAAGAACUUUAUUGCGGUACAAAACGCAAAUAAUGUUCGAGACACUGCGGCCAAAAUCCGAGAGGAUCCAAUGUUUGCGAUCAAGCAACAAGAACAAGCCGAAUACGCAUCACUGAUGUCCAAUCCGCUCCGCUUGCGUGCGAUGAAAGAGCGAGCAGGGAUCAUGGACGAAAAAGAUAAGGCAAAGGACAAAGAGGAGCGCAAACGUCUCAAGAAAGAGAAGAAACGUGAACAAAGACAGCGCGACGAAAGAUCUUCAUCACCCAGAGGGCGCGAUUCUCGGCGACACCACGAUCACGAGCGUGAUCGCCAUGAGCACCGACAUAGCCAUCGAAGGGACGAUCGAUCCCGAUCCCCUGAUCGCUCCCCCCGUCGUUCUUCUAGAUAUGAUACUUCUCCUCGUCGCCCCCGCCACGACUCUCCGCCUAGAUACAGGCGCUCGGACGACACCCCACCUCGUCACAGCCGUAGAUCUAGGUCAAGGUCGCCCGCUCGCCCCUCCAGGCAAUACUCUGACAACCACGACAACGAACGACCAUCUGGUUCCCGACCUUAUAGCCGUUCUCGCACACCUCCCCGAUACCGUGAACGUUCUCCAAGGCCACCACCCCGUAAUCGCUCCCCCCCGCCGCCGCGUCGUCGUUCCCCAGUUCCUCAUCGACGGGCUGGUUCGCCCCCUCGUGGCCCACCACAACUCAGCGCUGCCGAACGCGCAGCUCGACUCGCAGCCAUGUCUUCUAACGCCGACGCAAUGCAAGCGGAACGUGACACCCGGCUUACGGAAAUCAAGAAGCUUGAAGAGGCCGAAGCUGCCGCUGAAGAGGCUGCCCGUGCAAAGGCCAGCAAAGAGGGAGGCAAGGGUUCGUUCAUGCGCGACCAAGAGAAAGCUUUGUACGGUGGUGCUGGGAUUGACUUGGCUGAGAGGCUUCGUAGGGGAAGGAAGGACUUGGUUAGAGAGCGUGAUUAG
Molecule: messenger RNA, 1284 nt
Organism: Rhizoctonia solani
Lineage: Eukaryota; Fungi; Basidiomycota; Agaricomycetes; Cantharellales; Ceratobasidiaceae
Product: pre-mRNA-splicing factor CWC25
Exons: 3
Coding region: 1-1284 (427 amino acids)
Biological process (GO): mRNA splicing, via spliceosome
Cellular component (GO): U2-type spliceosomal complex
Source: RefSeq, a predicted model, not a curated record